Molecule: messenger RNA, 4974 nt
Organism: Labrus mixtus (cuckoo wrasse)
Lineage: Eukaryota; Metazoa; Chordata; Actinopteri; Labriformes; Labridae
Gene: tmem276b
Product: transmembrane protein 276b
Exons: 5
Coding region: 272-1168 (298 amino acids)
Cellular component (GO): membrane
Source: RefSeq, a predicted model, not a curated record
CCUCCUCCUCCUCACAGCGUUGGUCGCCAUCCAUCCCCUCUCCUCCUGUACCAUAACAGAUGGUGAGAACAACAUAGCAUCCACCGGGCACCACAACAAUAGACCACAGCAUCCAGUCCGGACACCCCUGGCCUUGUACCAUCAUGCUCCUCGUGCAGGACUGCGCGCGGCAUUGAGUGCCGUCGUGAUUCAUUUCACGCGGUACCACCAACACCACGGCCACGGAGGAACCUUCUUGCGACUGUUUGGGCUCUCCAUCGAGCGGGGGAAGAUGGCCGCUAUGAAAAUAUUAACAGGCACAGGGCUCUGCUUGGCGUUCUGUGCUCUGGGGCUGCUCGCCAUGGCGAUUUGCACCGAUUAUUGGUACGAGACCGACGCGAGGAGGCACCGAGAGAGAUGUAAAAACUAUGCCAACAAGCGGAACGACCCGGGUUACAUAUACAUUUCGAACCACAACCUGCCCCUCCAGAUGCCUCCAAAGAGCCUGGAGAGGAAAGGUAACGGCCCAGAUGCUGUGGCUCUCAUCCGGGGGAAGCGGCACUUCCUGGCUGCAGCGUCCGCCAUGGAGUCUCACUGCAACCGACAGUUUAACUCCACCAUCUCCGGGCUGUGGAGGAAAUGUCACCGAGAGGGCUUCGACCUGGAGACCGAGGACCUUAUUUAUAAAGGUAUCAUUCAAAGAUGUACCCCAGUCAAGUACCACUACUCUUCCUCCAUCCUACCGAAAAAUUUACCCGUCAACAUCACAAAGACCAUACGACAGGAUGAGUGGCACGCACUCCAUCUAAGAAGAAUGACGGCCGGCUUCGUGGGAAUGGCCGUGUCCAUCAUUCUCUUCGGCUGGAUCAUCGGAGUGCUGGGAUGCUGCCAGCAGCAUGACCUCAUGCAAUAUGUAGCUGGGCUACUCUUUCUCAUGGGAGGAACAUGCUGCAUCAUCUCCCUGUGCACAUGUGUGGCAGGAAUCAACUUUGAGUUAUCGCGCUACCCCCGCUACAUGUAUGGCCUACCUGAGGACAUUAGCCAUGGCUAUGGCUGGUCCAUGUUUUGUGCCUGGGGAGGCCUGGGCCUCACGUUGCUGGCCGGCUUCCUCUGCACCUUGGCGCCCUCUUUGAGCACACCUGCUCGCACGACAACCCACAAGCCCAGGCAGGAGAAUGGAACCGUGUGACAGAGGCGUGGGGAAGCGACUGACCCACAGAACGCACAAAGCACACCCUUCCAACCUUGAUGUUUGACUUUGAAACAGUUUUAUGUCUGAUCACCACUUCACAUUACCCUAGACAUCGCCAUCCCCCCUUCAGUGUUCAGUGUGCCUGAGGAGGAGAAGAGCAACAGAGCAACAACAAACUUCACACACCUGAUCUUGGACCUUCGGGAACACAUAGAGUGACACCUGCAGUAAUGCUCUUAUAGCACAAAUAAGACUUUUUUGGGGGGUGGGGUUCAGAUGUUUGACAGGCUGACUUUAUGGCGAUCUUGAUGUGACUGUUUUCUCUGAAGAGAAUUUGUCUUAAAAUGGUGCUCUCUUAAACACACACACAAAAACACACACACAAACACACACACUAGCAAAUGCUUUUCCAGACAUGCUCAAUUACUCUGAAUGAAUCAUGGGAGCAAUCCUCCAAAAGAAGCAAACACACAAAACAUCAGGCCAGAGCAUCUUGUCAGCAUUCCUCUUUCAGUCAAGUGAUGUGUGCUGUGUUAUUGUUCCUGAUGAAAAAAAAAAUCUGGCAUUGACAGCCCGUUGCUAUCUUGUGUGUAGCACACUAACUGAUGUGAAAUAUGAGCCCCGGGGGGAUCGUCUGCAACCUCUGCAGAGCACCAAGUGCAUCAAGCAGCGUGGUCAGUAUACGAUAAAAUACAAAGUCAAUUUGCAUUGAAAAGCAAAACCUUCUUUAAAGAUUCUAUAUGUAUAAAUGCAUCUCUGUGUAGAUCCAGAUCAUUGUUUGUGUGAAGUAGAUUUUGAAUAAGAAUGUUUGUUUUCUGUUUGUUCAGAGGUGAGGAUGGCUGAAAGUGUGGAGAGGAAAUAGUUAUAGGAUGAUGCUAGCAGCAUGAAUCCAUUACUGGGUUCAGCAACAUGAAGGUAUUUUGUGGCACCAAUCUGAUAGAGCUGAUGCGGGUGUUUGCUGACAACUAAAUCAUAAUCUGACAAGAGCGAAAUAGCACAAAUCAAACUGUGGAGAAGGAUUUCAUUUGCUCCCUUUUUAUCCUUAUGGGGUCUGCCUUUUUUAGUGUAAUAUUCUGAAAAGAAGCGGGUUAAGCAAUUUUUAAAAGAAAAGAAAAAAGCAACCUCACUGAAAAGAAAAGCACAAGCUGAGGUCCAAAUCCUCAUCUGCAGAAAAGGAACAACGACCAAAGGGUCAUGAGGUCUCAAUUUAAAUCUGGAUUAGAGAGCUACUGACAAAAUAAAAGUGGCAGAAUUUGGGGGAUGAUUUACAUCAUUGAGAUCAUUGUCCUUCAAUGUAUGUCGAGAAGCCUUUCUCUCUUAUGAGUGUUUCAAAUGAAGAUGGAUGUUUGUGUAAUGGUGCAAAAUUGUUAAAAAGUUAAAAAUGAGCUGAAAACAUUUAACAUUCUUGAUUUAAAAGUUGAAUAUUAAGAAUGUGGCAUCCCAAAUCCACAGUUUCAUUGACGUGUGCAACAGAUGUUGUGUCAUCUCUUGACCAGUAGUUAAGUACUGGUUACUUAAUUCCCACAUAGAGGAAUAGGGAGUAUUAUGAGAUAGGACCAUGGGAAUUAUUCAAAUUUUCUCUUAUUCAAUCAUAUGAUUAAAAAUACCUCAAAAUCUGAUGUGGAACAAGCACAAAUAGUUGUUUUGAGAGGUUCUUGAAAACAGUGUAUUAAAAAUUUGCAGCCUAAAUGUUGAGAGGAUUUACAUUUUACUAUAAAGUUGGUCAAAUUCCCUGAGGACUUCUUGGCAACCUGUGCUAUCGCUAACUUGCAAACUAAUUAUUUUGAGCUCUGACUGAUCAGUGGAUGUCAUGAUAUCGAAGGUGGAAAUUAGGUGGUUUAAGAUUCAGUAAGCACACAUUUGUUUGCUGUAAAAGAAGAAGAAUACAUGAUGGAUUUUGAUUUGAGAUUACAAAGAAAUGCAUUUUUUUGGGAUAGAUUUGGCCUUUCAAUGUGGAAAACCUGCACAAUAUGAUGUGAUCUUAAAGGGUUAAAAAAGGGCAUUUUCCAUUUCCCUUUGACUUUGAUUGUCGUGUGUUAAUAUGAGGGGAGUGACAAUGGAAAGUUUACUUCAGUAGGAUCUAACCUGUGUUGGACAGUAAUGUGCAAACAUUAUUGCAUUUAUAUUUUGAGAAACAACAAAAUAGUGAAUUAAAAUACACUACUUAUUUCUCAGAAGUACAUUUGUGAUAUAAAAUUAGAAGCUCAAUUUUAAAUCAGCGCUGGAUCCAUGUGUGAAACACUCCUUGAAAUGUGUAGAAACAUAAGUUGUUGUGUCCGAAUGGGUCGUGUCCAAUCAGAGUGUAGCUGGUAUGACAGUGGUUUAAUUGAUAGAAAAAGAGAAAUGAUUCAUGUGGUUACACUUAAGGAUGAAAAUAACUUGCAUCAGCCAAUUUUCUGUUAGUUCCUCCCACUCAUCAAUACAUUUAGUUUUUCAAUUUUAAAGCUAACUACAAUUUCAUGAUCAAAGAAUAUAACAGCCAUGUGUGAAAAAAACGUUUUUAUAAAUGUCAAUGCUGGAGAUGAGUCAUGAGAUAUUCUAUCAGCUACGUCGUAUAAUUUCUUUACAAAAAAAAAGGUGUUAUAAUAUGUAUUGACAACACUGUGUGUGAUGUUCAGUCUUUUCACCAUCACCAUCGACCUCCUCAGGAGGUUUACCACUUUACAGAAGUCGAGGAAAAUACCUGAGGCAUGAUUGAAAACUGUAUCUUCAGUGUCUUGUUGAAUCUUUGCACUUUGCUGGGUCUCAUAAAAGUCUGUGAACCUGAAGUUUGAGCAGGUGAAGUUUUACAUUUUACGUUUGUAAGGUCACUAAAGGGGAGCAAAAGAUGACCAGAGCAUGUAAUAAGCACCCAGUUGUGUCUUUUACAAACGGUUUGGGUCAAUACUAUGUUGUGUGUUUAGGGAAAGUCGGCCUCGGCUCAUUUUGUGAAAAUAUUUAUGCCAGGAUCAAGGACAUACCAUAAAUAUAAUAUUAUUUAUAUCUAUGGUUAGUUCACAGACUCUGAGUCGAUGUGUUCUCUGAUGUCCUGAGAAUCACAGAAUGCUGUGUGGUGUUUUAGUUUGAUGAAGUUUUAAGUUUAAAACCCAAACUGAUGCACAGUAAUAUAAGUACUACUGAUGCAGGAAGCUGUAAUGUGUAAGUACAUGGUGCAAAUAUUCUUUGUUGUUAGGACUGGGGGCACAAUUCUACACAACUAUUACAAGUGUUUUGUGUAUCAUAGGAGGGAAAGUCUGACUUUUUCCAGUACUGUUGUGCCACCACGGAAAGUAUUACAAGCAAAAAUUUAAAAAGCACAUAUUUCCAACCCCAUAUCUCAAAUACUCCAAACCAACAACAGGAGAAGAAUUCUGAACUAAGAUUUGUUAUUGAUUGAUUGAAUUGAGUUCCACUAGAGAAGCACAGUAGCACACAGUAGCAGGAUUUACAGACCGUUAAGAAUAAUGUAUUUUACAAAUCAACUGAGGUCAACACAGUGUAACCAUGUAUUUUCAAUUGCUGUAAAAUCCCCCACAAGUGGCGACUUCCCGUGUUACACGAGGAGCUUAGAAAUGUACCCUGUGCAAUGAGAGGUGCCCAGUGAAAAAAUGCCACCAUUUCAAGUGGCACAUGUUUCAGUAGCACAGCUAUUAUUUUCUACAAGUCAUUUAUACUGGUUCAAUCCACUGCAGAUGUUAUGUGGGGACUAUAAAGACAUUACUGUCUUGCAUGAUCUCAUUACAGUUAGUUUCUUUCAAUAUAUAAAAACUUGUGUCCAUUUUUAAUUUAUUUAUUUUAAUGAAAUAAAAAUACGUAAUUACUAA